ACGACUGUGAUCAUUGGAAUAGGAACAAAACGUGAUCUGACAAUAAAUCCUUGGAAACUGCUGAGUGGGCGGACUGUGAAAGGUUCAAAAGUGGGAGGUUUGUUGAAUGCUUAAGAGAAAAAAGUGGGCGCGACGUUUAAUGAGGAAAAAAGAACUCCCAUAUGCGGUAAAUGACCAUACUAUUUAGUCCAACCGUCAAGAUAACCUCCUUCCGUACAAGGUAGACUUCUACACAAUUUAAAUGAAGAUAUGAUCGUCGCUGUGGUAUAUGCAAUAUAAGCAAUUGCAAAUUAACCCGAAAAAAUUUCGGGACUUCAAUGGUAUUCGAACCCACGGCCUCUGCGUUAGCGCUGCAGUGCUCUACCAACUGAACUAUGAAGACCCAUGAUUAGGAGCAGGCCAGUAGGCCAUUUGCGAGUUCCAAAAAAUCUCACCUUCAAAACGAGGCUAAGUGCGAAACCUUUGUUGUGAAAAUGAGUUUUGUUUGCAUCAUAAUUAAAGGGACAGUGUCCCGAUUAUGCGCACGCGCGAGCGUCAUCUGUUUUUUCUUCAAAAGACAAUAGAACUGUCAAAUUGACUCGACAAGAUUUCCUUCCGGACCGCACCGCCGACAGAGAUUUGUUGUUUAUAUUCUCAAGUAAUAUUUUAGACUUUCGAAGAAGUCUUUCGUCUUAUAUAAAAAUUUGGCUCGCGGUUCGAAGACUCAUCGCGAUUUUAUCGCUAACUGGGCCUCCUCGCGACCCGAAAAUCUCGUUCCGCUCGCUUUAAAAACAUAUUUUCUAAUUUGAAACUCGUGUCAGAGGUCAAUCGUUCCAAGUCCAGUAAUAUCUGCCUGAUUUGCUCGCGUUCUAGCCUCAAACGUUUGAAAGACAUAAAUAAAAAUGCAAUCUCAACGCUAUGAAUCAUCACAAAGGUUAGUCAAAAAUGAUAUUAUGAUUUCAUGUCACUAGUUUUUCAAAACAUGUAGCGCCUGUUUGUUCGAUUUUGUCGGCCGUAGGGAGAUUCAUUUAAAAGUUUGCUAACGCGUCGUUGCAAAACAUUCUGCUUCACGAAGCUCCCCUCCACAAGAUCUCCUCAGUCGCAUCAAUGUGUCAACAGAUUCUUUCUUACAGUCUUUAUUGUUGCUCUUUCAUUUCUGCGUAUUCCUUUCACAAUUAUCUGAGCUUGUAUGGAAGCUAGCAGAAGAAAUAAGCCUUCAAUCGGCAUCAAAGUGCUUCCAAUCUUUUGGUCCUCCGGCCAACGGCAAUAAAGGUAACGCCAAAAAAUCCAGAUUUUGCCCAAAUCGAAACUUAACAGGAACAAUAUAUCAAUGAUCUAUAAUCCUGAGAAGUUUUAGUGUCGUAUUGAACCCGGCCAAGCGCGAUGCAAACGGAUUUUUCAAGAUUCUCUUACUCUCCUCGCAUCUUUUGAUUUCGCGACAUCCUGUCCAAAAAUCAAAGUUUGGUGCAUGCGCAAUAACGGGAUACUGUUCCUUUAAAAAUCAUUUUCGUAUCAAUGGCUUCGCACUUAGUGUCGCUUUGAAAGUGAGAUUUUUUGGAACUCGGAAAUGGCCUAUUUGUUGAGUUCAUCUUAACCCGUGAAAGGAAUGAAACAUAGAAUGAAGAUAAUGUGAACUAAGGAAAUACAAAUUUUAAUAAGAUAUGAUCGUCGCAGUGGUAUUGUAAUUUAAGCAAUUGCAAAUUUACCCGUAAGUAUUUCGGGACUUCAACGGGAUUCGAACCCCAUGGACCCCCUCUGCGUUAGCGAGCAGUCCUCUAAAUAAGUUUGAGAACAAAUUUUUUUCCCGAGAAACAACACUAAUCCGACUACAUGCUUAUCCUGAUCCUUGUGGAUUGCUUUUACUUACGUCACUUAUCCCCAAGCUCGUUGCUAAUAUAUUUUCGAAGAAUAAAUGAGAUGCAUAUUUUUUUAGGGUCUGUAGCUAAGGAACUGUUUCCUAGAUUAUGUGAGGAAUACCUGGCUGGACGUUUGAAUCUGGAUAAACUCAUUACCCACAGAAUGUCUCUAGAUAAUAUAAAUAAAGCAUUUGAUCUCAUGCGUGCUGGGGAAAGGUAUGCAAAAUUAUCAGUUUACUAUUAUCUUAUUUUUUGGAAUAAACUCCUAGAAUGUUGAUCGUGAUAACUUAAGUGACAGCGAAUUUCAAGCGUGGUAAAUACUUGAGGAAGAUGUUUAUUCAGUCAUUGACAGUCCUAUUGGUAGCACUCGGAUUUUUUCUUUGGAGCUGCCUGUUUCACUGACUGAGAAACAUCUUUCCCACUUAAUAGACGUUGUUGAUGAGGAUCUGUUCCUUUAAAGACGUCAAACCCAAAUGAAGAUAAAAAUUAUGUUUAUUCCGAACAGUUCGCUGACAACUUCCUUUUCUUUUUUUACUGUAGCAUUCGAUCAGUCAUUCUCUUUGAGGUAUGUUGCUGUUGUUUUGCACCUUUUUCUCAAACGCUAGUUUCUAAUAGUAAUAAUUUUCCGCUCAAGCAGAUAAGCGAGAAGUGCGAGAGGGGCAUGAUGGGAACGAGCGCAGAGCUUUCAUUAACUCAAAUAUCCCCGAAAAAAGUGAUCGCGAGAGACUGGGGACGAGGCAGCUUUCUCGUAUCCCAGUUCUAUAGGUGGAAGCUAUCCAAGGCUAGGACAUCGUAUAGGUUUUGACUUAACGGCAGCUUAGACGAUACUUAGGAUAGUUAUACCUUAUUUAGAAGAGAAAGUGGAUCAAUUAGGUUUCUGGUGAACUGUCCACCUACCCCUCCCCUAAGCCAUCAUUUUGCCCAAAGUGAGAAGUAAGUGUUGAUGUAAUGUGUUAAUGCUUAGGGGAGGGGUAGAUGAGCAGUUUCCCAGCAACCUUUAUUGAUCCGCUUGUACCUCAGGUCAACUUUGAGGUGAGCUAUCUUGUAGUCCGCUUUAUCGUUCCCAGGCCUCAGCUUAAUCGACUCGAUCGGCGCGGCCUAUUUCCCUUUUGUAAACAGUCUUUGCCAUUUUCAACGGUCGGUGCUAUCAUUGGUAACAAAACCUUUAGUCAUAAUAUAUGUGAUAUAUUCCCUAUUCCCUAUCGUAGCUAAUAAUUUGCUUAACUCCCGCUGACAGGUGACAGGUCAUUUUAAACACUGAUACCCACUCCACAACAGCUAACCAGCACUAGCGUCGUGAAUUUUUAAAUGCUUGGUUUAAUUUUUUAACUGACUAAAGCUACACAGAUAAGGAUUUUAUUUAUGUCUUGCAGUGAAAUUUUGGCAGUCAAGGUCCAGACGAUUGAACUAGGAUAUCAUCGUACGCAUACAGGAGAAAAUUGUGCUCAGUCGAGAAUAAAAAAUGCUGAUAAUUUGAAUUUUCACCCUAUUACCCCACAGGGUCCUGAAAAAUACAGAGAGCAUAUUAUUUCCAGAAUUUGUUUUAAUUCAGUCUUACUUUAAAUAGUGAAUUACCUUCCAUUUUUAUCAUGAUGCGAUGAACUGCCGUCUGUAAUGAGUACGUCAGUGUAAUUACUACACCGGUCUAAAAAGUGUUCUGCUCAAUUGGAAACCUUAACCAAAUCAACAGCAAAACAGACUGAGGAGGAGGGUUGAUCCCUCAAAUACCACUGACCAAGUUUGCUUCAGAGUCGGCAAGGACUUCCCACGGCACUGGCAUCGCUGGUCCUUAUUUUAUGUCAGUUUACCCGUUAACCGACAGCGGGAGCAAGGAUAACGCAGUGGUGAGAGCACUCACCUCCCACCAAUGUGGCCCGGUUUCAAAUCGCCUUGUGGACGCCAUAUACAGGUCAUGUUGUGUAAUAGCCAUAUGUUAACAAAAGAAAACGUUAGAUUUUGGGUCUACUAGC
This is a messenger RNA of Porites evermanni, 3805 nucleotides long. The record is from the annotation of a GenBank genome assembly. NCBI's taxonomy places the organism in Eukaryota, Metazoa, Cnidaria, Anthozoa, Scleractinia, Poritidae.